AUGAAGACAACUGAUAUAACUCUUUUAUCAAGUGUAGCACUUGAUGAGCCUUUGUCAUGAUCCUCUUUUAAUAGUUCGUUAUCGUUCCUCUUUUAUUAACAGUAGUACUCGCUGCGAAGAUAUUUCUGAAACAUGGCUAAUAGCGUGAGCGAUACGUCUAAGCCACCAUUCUUCGCAUCCUGUUGCUACACGCGAAGCGGAGUCUUUCUCUUAUGGAGGAAUCACCACUGGUGUCUGUGGUGCUGUUACUGUUUGUACUAGGGAUCUUGUGGUAGAGUAGAACUGGCAUAUUGCAUAGAAGUGGUAGAAGAAGAGGUGGCAUUCUAGGCCACAUAUUCAAUCAAAGUGAAUCACUGGGUACUUGCACAUCAAGCAGAUCCGUUUUAUUUUUAUCUUUUAUCUUCAUACAUUUGCUUGCUGCCUCAGCAGCGACGGCGGAGCUGGUCGGUUUAUCAGUUCUACCGGUUUCUAUUAAGGCUUAUUUUCAUGACUCGUAUUAUUCGCCUUGCUUAAGAGGUAGCUAGAGGCAGCUUUGAUGUGCUCGCAAGGGGAAAACCGUGCAAGACGCACUUGCGUCAUCUUCUUCGGUAGGUUCUCCUCUUGCAGCGUCAUGGUGAGAUCCAAUCUGCUGAAUACCGGCACGCUCUAACGCUAGGAUACGCGUACUUCUUGUAUGGCGUAUUGUUGCUCGUUUUUGUGGGUUAUAGGAAUGCAACGGAUAUCACCGAGGAUUGCGAGGUCUCCGAUGCGUUGGAAGCAAUUAUUAUGGAAGACUAGAAAGAGAUGUUAAGGCAUUUCGCCGAUGGCGUAGUAUGGUCGUUUGGGAUGCAGUAUGAUAGAUGAUGUAGAAUAAGUUAAGGUAGCAUAUUAUGGACGUUCGAGUUCGUAAGGUUAAGGACGCAUAUUGUGGUUGUGCCUAGUAUCUCUGGCCUCGUGCAUUGAAAUUCUGAAGACUGUAACUACAGUGCGAGUGACUCGAAGAGUGGUCAAGGAGUUGGUUUUGUGAUACAGCUUAGUUUUCAAAUAGAAGAAAACAAGACGCCCUUUUGCUUGAUCUAGCGGGGACCUCAGCCGGGAGGCCUUUGGUAUCAUUGUAACUUCAUACUUUUUUUCAACUUGUCAUGAUGUGUCUAAGUUGGAGGACAGAGUAAGUGGCCAAUUUCACUCUUCGUAUUGGACGCGGACCCGGGAAGGGCUUACGCAGUUUUACGAAAAACCAAACUGACUAGGUCGUGGAGAUUGUGCUAUGAUAUCAUGGAUUUUUUUGCUCCUGGUAGUCGUGCUUACCAUCAUCAACUAGCACGCUGGAAGCAUGGAUUCUAGUCCUGGUAGGCGUGCAUAUUUCCAUGAACUCGCACACUGGAAGCAUGGAUUUAGCUCCUGGUAGUCGUACUUACUAGCGUAUUUGAUCGUGUCGUGUCGGCCCGCUUCUUGUAUAUAGUAACUGCAGGAGUUACAUCUGGUUGUGGUACCACAUCAUCGAAGUGUAGGUGAAGUACGCUUUAAUUGUGAUAGUGAUGAUGAUAACGAUGACACGCUCACUCCGUCACAAGUGAGCCCACUCCUAUCCUAUCCUAUGACAAUAAUGAUGACGAUUUUCAUCACCUAUUCUGUGGGAUGUAGGUCUCGAUUUGUAGAAAUCUCUCAUAGUUAUCAUGUCCAGCAUGCCUUAGCUACUCAAGUUUCAAGAUCUACACCAUCUUUUUGCUGGAUCCUCAGGAAUUGAAUUCAUUUAUUAGGCGAUAAAAAACCACUUUUUCGAGAAUUCAACUUCAAAAUUCGAAAUUUGGAGCAAUUUCAUCCACAUUUCCAUCAUUCUGGAGGUUUUCUAGGUUCGUGGUACCUGGAUGUGGAUGAAAUUUGUGGGCCAAAUCCCAAGUAAUCAUCAAGGAGAUCUUCCUCUUGCAUAUCGUUCUUCUUAGACGGAGUUAACUACAAGUACGACUACUAAUACUACUACUAAUAAUUAGGUAACUGCUGCGACAACUGCUAUUUCUGUUGUUUUUUGUUUUGUGUACUAUACUGGUAAGUAGGUCGUAGUUCUAAGAAGCCACUGAAUGGACCGGACAAGCUCUGGCUUGCGACAGCGAUUGGAAUGUCCACCAAGCCUGUCCUGCCGCAGAUUAUCGCUUUCUCCAGGCAGCUGUCACCGGUUUGUGCGUCGCGGUUAUGAAGAUUGGCAUCUUGAGAAGCACAAGUGACAAGCACAAGUGAAGCAGUUGGCUUAGAGGUUUAGGCGUUGGCCUGUUUACUUAUCAGCGGUUCAAAGUUUUUCCUCUUCGACGUGCCCCGAGAUGAACGACGACUGUGCUUCAUUCUUCUACGGAACUUGUUUCAUUCUUCUACCCUACUGCCAAAACGCAUCCUCAUCUUCAUUCCUUUCUGGUUUAAAGUCGUGAGUGCUACGAUGUUGCAGCGUGCUUUCCGUUAUUUUUCUAGGAUGCCUAGGGAGUUGAUAAUGGCUGGCAACGCGCGACGUCGUACCUGGACAGCGUGGAUCUGGGAUGGCUUGUAUGGUUUCCUGGCUAAGCAAGGUCCUUUGCUUCACCGCCUUUUUUCUGCCCUGGAGGUGCUUUUCUUCGCGUUACUAGCAGUGGGUUGGGGUACGAGCAUGUGCAGGGGGGACCUGCGGUACACGCGAGAGUGUCUCGAAGGAGACAUGGGAUGUGCGAUGUAUCGGAUCGCGAAUUUUAAGGCUACAGUGAAUGUUCAUGCAUCCUCGUCUUCAGGAUCUUCUUGAUCCUCCCAGAGCUUCGCGAGCGAACAAAACGGGC
Amoebophrya sp. A25 is the source of this 2774-nucleotide messenger RNA. NCBI's taxonomy places the organism in Eukaryota, Dinophyceae, Syndiniales, Amoebophryaceae. The record is from the annotation of a GenBank genome assembly.